Molecule: messenger RNA, 393 nt
Organism: Mycosarcoma maydis (corn smut)
Lineage: Eukaryota; Fungi; Basidiomycota; Ustilaginomycetes; Ustilaginales
Exons: 3
Coding region: 1-393 (130 amino acids)
Source: RefSeq, a predicted model, not a curated record
AUGAGGGACCCAAAAACAAGCACUACGCUUUACAAGAUUCUCACUCCGCAGGAGAAAGAGGAAAUGUCCAGCACCAAUUGGGCCGGUACUGCACUUGACACCAACGACGGCUUCAUCCACUUGUCAACCGCGGAUCAGCUUCCAGGCACACUCGAACGCUUCUUCGGCUCGAGCAGCGGCUGCGGCGACACACUUUACAUCUACACGUUCAAGAGGUCGAGCGUCGACAGGCAGCGCGAUAUCCCCAUCAAGCUGCAAUUCGAUCCCGCUGCUGGUACAGUUUUUGGCCAUAUCUACGGUAACAUCGAUCCAGAGGUUGACUUUUCCGGUCCUGUUGAGGUCAAGCGCUUGAGCUCAACAGGCACAUUUGAUCUUCCACCUCUGGACCACUGA